ACAACCUGCAGCAGCUCUCGGUCAGGGUGCAGAUUCUCCUCAGCAGCCGCGGUGGAGAGAGAGGACCAGGGAGGAUACCGAGCUCCUGCAGGACGGAGAUCCUAUGAAAACCUAAAAAAAAGGACGAUCACUGCUGCGGUGGUCUGCACUGAGAGGGUCCUGAGAGGAGGGGCUCUGCAGAGGCUGGUUUUUCUGUUGUUCACCGUGAAGCAGCAGAACCUUCCUCAGUGAAGAAGAUGGGGAACCGGGGAAUGGAGGAUCUGAUUCCUCUGGUGAACAAACUGCAGGACGCCUUCUCUGCGAUCGGGCAGAAUGCGAACCUGGACCUGCCCCAGAUCGCUGUGGUUGGGGGUCAGAGUGCUGGGAAAAGCUCGGUUUUGGAGAACUUCGUUGGGAAGGAUUUCCUGCCCCGAGGCUCUGGCAUUGUCACUCGCCGCCCCCUGGUGCUGCAGCUCAUCAACUGCCCCACAGAGUAUGCCGAGUUCCUGCACUGCAAAGGAAAGAAGUUCACUGAUUUUGAUGAAGUGCGCCAGGAGAUCGAGGCUGAGACUGACCGCAUCACUGGGCAGAACAAGGGCAUCUCUCCAGUACCCAUCAACCUGAGAGUCUACUCGCCUCAUGUCCUGAAUCUCACUCUGGUGGACUUGCCUGGCAUGACAAAAGUGCCAGUUGGAGACCAGCCGUCUGAUAUCGAGUUCCAGAUCAAAGACAUGCUCAUGCAGUUCGUUACCAAGGAAAACUGCCUGCUGCUGGCCGUCUCUCCUGCCAACUCUGACCUCGCCAACUCAGACGCCCUCAAGAUCGCCAAGGAAGUGGACCCUCAAGGUCUGAGGACAAUUGGUGUGAUCACUAAGCUGGACCUGAUGGACGAAGGCACAGAUGCUCGUGAUAUCCUGGAGAACAAGCUACUACCUUUACGUCGAGGCUACAUCGGGGUAGUGAACCGCAGUCAGAAGGAUAUUGAUGGUAAGAAGGACAUCACUGCAGCCAUGGCAGCUGAGAGGAAGUUCUUCCUCACCCACCCAUCCUAUCGCCACCUGGCUGAGCGCAUGGGAACACCUUACCUGCAGAAAAUCCUCAAUCAGCAACUGACCAAUCACAUUCGAGACACGCUGCCAGGGCUGAGGAACAAGCUGCAGAGUCAGCUGCUGUCCAUCGAGAAGGAGGUAGAGGAGUACAAGAACUUCCGACCAGAUGAUCCAUCCCGCAAGACCAAGGCUCUUCUGCAGAUGGUUCAGCAGUUCGCCGUGGACUUUGAGAAGUGCAUUGAGGGCUCUGGAGAUCAGAUCGACACAUAUGAGCUGUCUGGGGGAGCCAGAAUCAACCGUAUCUUCCACGAGCGCUUUCCCUUUGAACUGGUCAAGAUGGAGUUUGAUGAGAAAGAGCUGCGCAAGGAGAUCAGUUAUGCUAUUAAGAACAUCCAUGGUAUCAGGACUGGUCUAUUCACCCCAGACAUGGCGUUUGAGACGAUCGUAAAGAGACAGAUCGCUAAGAUCAAAGAGCCGUGCCAGAAGUGUGUGGACCUGGUCAUCUCUGAGCUGGUCAAUACGGUCAGGCAGUGCACCAAGAAGCUGGCCCAAUACCCAAUGCUGAGGGAGGAGAUGGAACGGAUCGUCACACAACACAUCCGUGACCGAGAGAGUCGCACCAAGGGCCAGGUGAUGCUUCUUAUUGAUGUUGAGCUGGCGUACAUGAACACCAACCAUGAAGAUUUCAUUGGCUUUGCAAAUGCUCAGCAAAGAAGCAGUCAGAUGAGUAAGAAGAAGGAUGCAGGAAAUAAGGACGAGAUAAUGGUGAUCAGGAAGGGCUGGCUAACCAUCAAUAACAUCGGGAUUAUGAAGGGAGGAGCGAAGGAGUACUGGUUUGUACUGACGGCUGAGACUCUGUCGUGGUACAAAGAUGACGAGGAGAAAGAGAAGAAAUACAUGCUGCCCGUGGAUAACCUGAAGCUCAGGGACAUCGAGAAAAGCUUCAUGUCCAGCAAGCACAUCUUUGCUCUCUUCAACACUGAACAAAGGAAUGUGUAUAAGGACUACAGGCAGUUGGAAUUGGCCUGUGAGACACAGGAAGAAGUGGACAGCUGGAAGGCCUCCUUCCUGCGUGCUGGGGUUUACCCAGAACGCAUCAUGGACAAAGAAAAGCAGAGUGAAGCCAGUGAGGAGAGCAGCUCAGAAAGCUUCAUGCACUCCAUGGAUCCUCAGCUGGAGAGGCAAGUGGAGACCAUUCGCAACCUGGUGGACUCCUACAUGGCCAUCGUCAACAAGACCGUGCGUGAUCUCAUGCCCAAGACUAUCAUGCACCUCAUGAUUAAUAAUACUAAAGAGUUCAUCCAUGCCGAGUUGCUGGCUCAGCUCUACUCGUGUGGAGAUCAGAACACCCUGAUGGAGGAGUCGGCCGAGCAGGCCCAGCACAGGGACGAGAUGCUGCGGAUGUACUACGCGCUCAAAGAGGCCCUUAACAUCAUUGGAGACAUCAGCACCACCACUGUCUCCACCUCUCUGCCUCCACCUGUGGACGAUUCCUGGCUGCAGGUGCAGGGAGGACCCUCGGGACGCAGGUCUCCAAUGUCCAGCCCCACACCACAGCGUCGGGCCCCACCCGGACCCCCUCGUCCUGGUGGUCGCACUGCUCCAGGACCCCCAGCUGCUGGAGCUCCACCUGUCCCUUCCCGACCUGGAGCUUCCCCUGACCCCUUCAGUGGGGCUCCACCCCAGGUUCCCUCCCGCCCCAACCGUGCUCCUCCAGGUGUUCCCAGAAUUUCUAUCAGUGACCAAUGAGGAGGUCUGCAGAUGUCGGCGAGCUCAAGCCUCUCCAACAAGACCCCCCAGAUCCACAGAUUCCAUUACAGACCACUAACCCUGGAUCUGCAGUCAGAGGAAAACUCCUGCCUCCUCUGCUUCUGUCUCUCUCACACUUACACACAGUUGUACACACAAACACACACUUACACACACACACACACUUACACAAGCACAUCCCCAGCUGCCGACUCUGAGGUUGCGACCUUAAUCUCAACCUCAUUAGAUGCACAUAUUUAUUUGAAGGCACACUUGUCCUUUGAACAAUCGCACACAAAGGAUCAGACAGUCACGCUAAUGAUAUUUAAAGUGCAUUACGAUGGAUGUGAUGGAUAUAAUGGAUGUGAUUUAAUGCUGUAAUUCACUCACUCACUACAGACCACUCACUACAGACGUGCCAUUUGUGCCAUGUGUGCCAUUUCACUUCAUCACCAGUAUAAGCUCUAUAUAUUUUUCACAAUGAAGAACAACGAACAGUGUACAAACACAGUAUUUUGAGUAUUUAAUGAGUCCAGGCUGCAUUUCUCAGAAAGCUUUAUUCUAUUAUAAAUGCUAGCACAUGAUGCUAAAUGGCCUUGGCUUGCCUUACAGAGGUCUUUAGUAAUAUAAGUAACAUUUGCUAACUCUCAGUGAGAGAGUGCCUCUCUUCCUGCUCUCCCAAGACUGGCCUGCAUGCUACUCAGACCAAGCAAAAGCCUGCUGCUAAUAAACACUCACUCACCCUCACGCUGACUUUCUGCUGCUACUUUCCCUGAAUUUCCCCGAAAUUUACCCUGAUGUAUUGUCUUCAGUCUAAGAUACCCUAUAUUGUUGACACUAGACAAUGGAAUGAGGAAGGUGGUUAUAAAUAGAGCUGCUUCAUUUAAGGAAUAAUGUAAUAUCUUAUUUUUUCUUUUUUCUUUCAUUUUGUUGCCAUAAAGGACCAGAAUGGCCAUGUAGGCUGGGUAAACCUUGCCUAACUUUAAGGUGGAGAUAAUGAGCCUUAGUCUAACUACCUGGAGUACCGGUAUAUAUGAGCAAUAGUUUUGCCUAGUUUUGAUUGAAGCACUCUCUUGAUACUUGAGUUUGUUUUGUUGGAAUUACAAUAUGUAUUAAAUAUAUUAGCAUUGUCGCUGUCUCACAAAACCCUUUUUGUCACACAUAGUUUGAAUCUGGCAAUAGUCCUCUACAAAAAUCUCACAAUAGAAUCAUUUUACACUGACUUCCACUGAAAGUUCUGAAUGUUUUAUCUUAUCCUGUUGCCACAGAUGUUAUAUACAGUAAAGUAGCACAUACAGUACUUUGCCAAAGUAUUGAGGCUACAAAUACUUAAUAGAAGUUAAUCUAUACAAAUUUAAAGGUAUUUAUAAGAUAAUUUAUUGUCCUGAAAACAGUAGCAGCUUCAACAGUUUGAUUUCAUUAAAUGGUCUUAUUUUUUCUCUAUUUCCUUCUUUUUUAGUUAGAGCUUCUUCUUUAGUUUUCAGUUUUGGUGGUCUACAAGGUCUUCCAUGGUUGUCAGAGGACCCAUUUUCUGUGUAGUUUUUAGAAAACUCCUGUUUUAUUCUUUUCUGUUUUGACCUAAAUUUAUUACAAUGAAUUAAGGCUGGUUUUAACAGGUUUAUAGAGUCCCUAGGCAACACUAUACAGAAAAUGAGGUUUUGUCAUAUAUAUAUACUAACUAGCAAUAAUGGGAAUGCAUCAAUUAAAUAAUAGCUAAUUAAUGGCUAAUUAAUAACUGUAGGUACUAUAUAUUGCUUUUUUAAUACAGACAUGCUUGCAGGCUGCUAUUUCAGUGCUUCAUUUUUUUUGUUCUCAACUUUUAUUUUUCCUUUUCGCUCUAUAUCUUCUGUUUUCUUUUUCCCGCUAGCCGUCCAAACAAAGGAAGCCCUUCUCACGGAGAGAGCCCUCAUCCUUCAUUCGAUUCGUAGAACCCAACCUUCCUCCUUUCUUCCUUCUUCAUCCCUCCUCUCCCUCUCCCUCUCUCUCUACUGCCUUUCCUCUAAACAAGAGGAUGUUGAACAGCGUGGACAUUAUAAAGGCCUGAAGAUCCUGUGGGUGCUGCAUUAAUCUGUUUACAGUACUCUGUGCAGUGUGUGAUCCGAUCUGGAGGUUUGAUCUUGAGGAGACCCAGGGGGAUGUUGGCAGGGAUUAUGGGAGAUUUGAGGACCCUCUGUGUACCCUAAGCUACUCACUUUGUCAGGGGUUUGUGAGUGGAAUGACCAAUGUUGGACUUGUAUCACCGUGUCAAGUCACCUGCAGUGUUACUCGUACUGAAAAUGCUGUGCAGUGUUUCUAUGUUUACACUAUAGAUAAUAAUGUCGAUAAAGUGUUCUAUAUUGAGCUGUCACUUAUAAGGAAUACUCACAGCACGUUUUUUGCCUCGUUAAUAAAGCCAACUCAGCCAUCAAUACGGACUAGAGGACAAAAUAAAGUGUUUUUGACUGUUUUAGUCCUCUGUCUGCAGCUGAUGGAAAUAUAACCUUGGCUAUUUUGUGGUGCUUUAUGUUUCUUUAAGGUCAGAAAUGUAUUUUAUAUUAAUUUAAACCACAUAGUGUCAAUUUUGUCCUCAGUCUGGGGUCAUUUGUGUUGCCAAAUAAGCUGAAAAUGCUAAUGUGGCUAAUGGUGACUGAAAGCUGGUGGAUUUUUGAGGUGGGUAGAUACAAAGUACAAUUUUGAGGUCAAAUGAGAUCAAUUUCAGUUCUUUUCAGAACAGUGCAUUUCAGGAGCCUGAAGAUGCACUGCAAGUGAAAUUAUUUGGUUCCGAAUAAGUGAAAGGACCAUAUAACCUGCACCUAAAUAUCUUAUUAUGUCAUAUUUUUCCUUGUGGUAAUGUCUGCAGGUACGUUAAAAAUGUUCAGUGUUCAAUAAAUAUUUUUUAAAUUGUAGUCUUGUAACUGCUUUUCAUCUGAAAAGCAAGACAAACCUACUUUUAGGCAUUUUAUUUAUGCAUUAAUGGGGAAAAUUGCUAAAUCAGUGAAAACAAAUAAAAGAUUUCGGUAUUCAAAAAUUGUUUGAUAAAUGGUUUAAUUUGGUUCAGUUUGGGCCAAAAAUCUUAAUUUCAGUGCAUUCCUACUAAAGGCAUCUAGCUAGCUAGCUAACUAGCUUAGCUACUUUAUGCUCAGUUACAGGUUAGGUUUUCACACUAACAUAACAAUUUUUUUAUUUCUUAUUUUGUUGAUGCUCAUUUCUCUCUCUUUGAAGGUUUACAAUUUCAUUUUAAAACCAAAUUAAAAUCUAAAAAGAGAGACUCAAAAAACAGAAAAAUAGUUCCAAAUAAACUCCAAAUGCUAUCGGCUAUCUGUUUCACUGUAUUCUGACAGGAAAAGUGUUUAUUUUUUACCAUAUAUCUCACUUUUGGAAUGAUUUUUAUAAAUGUAACUUUUCUGCUUUAGUCAUUAUUCCAUUGAAGCAGCAAUACUUUAACUUUAAAUUGUGUUUUGGUUACUCUACCCACGGAUCUCUGAUCAGUUAGCUUUAUGCAAACAAGAUCGUGCUAACUGAGCCUCGUCUGCUUUCGUUCACUGUUGGCCACAUUGUCCUUUUUUGCAUCGAGGUAUUUAUUUCUUUGAAUGAGAUGUACAUAUGUUGGAAUCUAUAUUGUGCAAUGUGUCUGACUGCGUUACUGAAAUUGCGUCAGAGUUAUUGUUGAAGUCUUAUGAGCUAAGUAAUAAAGAUAAUUAUUUGGAUUUCUAGAAUAAACCUAUGUUUCUAAUUUAUUGAAGCAUGAAUGGAGAUAUUUGUAAAACUUGAACUGAAAAGACAGAUAUAUAAAAUUAUAUUAAAAGCAACAAAAAGUGAAUGAUAAAUUCACCAGCUAGACCCUUACACAAAUCUGAGAGUGAUAUUAGCUACUAUGCUAUUUUUCAGUGUUAUACACAGAUUUGUAAUGUAUCAGUGUAUGUCUGUGGUGCCUCUUUGGGAAUUGUGCUUCUGUUUCUUGGUGUCCAUAAUUACUGUAUGUACAAAUAACUAAAUAUGAGAUGUGAAACUCAAAGAAGUGAUUGUAAAGAGAUGAGUGCUAUGUGUGUAUACAUAUUGUGAGGCCUGGAUCAUGCUCCUGUUUAAAUGAAUGGCGUGAAUGUGUACGUGUCUACCUGCUGCCUCCUGUAUCCUAUUGCCAUUGGUCUGGCCUCAGAAACUGGCCGGUGCUUUGUGAUGAAAUUAAAACGUGGAACAAA
This is a messenger RNA of Astyanax mexicanus (Mexican tetra), 6955 nucleotides long. RefSeq names its product dynamin 1b (gene dnm1b). NCBI's taxonomy places the organism in Eukaryota, Metazoa, Chordata, Actinopteri, Characiformes, Acestrorhamphidae. The transcript has 23 exons. Bases 237 to 2777 code for a protein of 846 amino acids. The record is from RefSeq and is a predicted model, not a curated record. Gene Ontology annotation, cellular component: microtubule; cytoplasm; membrane. Gene Ontology annotation, molecular function: GTP binding; microtubule binding; GTPase activity.